AGGAAGGUUGUUCGGCGCCAUAUUUAAUACUCCAGAAGCUGGUUAGCGUUAGCUGUUUACAAGCACAAACUUUAAGCUGAAGACGGAAACAUAAAGCACGAUCUCAACUCAACCGAAAAUGAAUGUAAUAGAUCAUGUACGGGAUAUGGCUGCUGCUGGGCUUCACUCUAAUGUCCGGAUAUUGAGCAGUCUUUUGCUUACGAUGAGUAAUAACAAUCCCGACCUGUUCUCACCAGCCCAAAAAUACCAGCUGUUGGUCUACCAUGCUGAUGCCAUCUUCCAUGAUAAGGAAUAUCGUAAUGCUGCCUGCAAAUACAGUAUGGCACUGCAACAGAAGAAGGUGCUCAGCAAAACAUCUAAAGUUCGUACUUCCACUGGUGGAGCUGCAUCCAACAUACAGGCACAGAGUCUGCCAUCAGAAAUUGAAGUAAAGUACAAAAUAGCUGAAUGCUACACCAUCUUGAAGCUGGAUAAAGAUGCUAUUGCAGUGCUUGAUGGGAUUCCAUCCAGACAAAGGACUCCAAAGAUCAACAUGAUGUUGGCUAACCUGUACAGGAAGGCUGGUCAGGAGCGUUCUGCUGUGACAAGCUACAAAGAGGUUCUCAGACAGUGUCCCCUCGCCCUGGACGCCAUCAUUGGUCUUCUCUCUCUGUCAGUCAAAGGAGCUGAAGUAGCAUCCAUGACUAUGGAUGUGAUCCAGAGUAUCCCCAACCUGGACUGGCUCUCUGUUUGGAUCAAAGCGUAUGCCUUCAUACAUGCAGGGGACAAUCAGAGAGCCAUCAACACCAUUUGCUCUCUGGAAAAGAAGUCUCUGCUGCGGGACAACGUGGACCUCCUGGUGAGCCUGGCAGAUGUCUACUUCAGGGCAGGGGACACCAAAAAUGCCAUCCUGAAGUUUGAACAAGCCCAGAUGCUGGACCCAUACCUCAUAAAAGGAAUGGAUGUUUAUGGCUAUCUGAUGGCUCGUGAGGGUCACCUGGAGGAUGUUGAGGUCCUGGGAGGGCGGUUAUUUAAUAUUUCAGACCAACAUGCUGAACCCUGGGUGAUCUCUGGUUGUCACAGCUUUUAUAGCAAGCGUUACUCCAGAGCACUGUACCUGGGAGCAAAGGCCAUUCAGUUGAACAGCAACAGUGUGCAGGCUCUCCUCCUGAAGGGGGCAGCGCUAAGAAACAUGGGCCGAGUUCAGGAAGCCAUCAUCCAUUUCAGAGAGGCUAUGCGUCUGGCACCCUGCCGACUUGACUGCUAUGAAGGUCUGAUUGACUGUUACCUGGCAUCCAAUGGGAUUCGAGAGGCUAUGGGGAUGGCGAAUAACAUCUAUAAAACUCUGGGGGCCAAUGCACAGACUCUGACCAUCCUUGCCACAGUCUGCUUGGAAGACCCUGUGACUCAGGAGAAAGCCAAAACCCUGUUGGACAAAGCUCUGGCCCAGAGGCCCGACUACACAAAGGCGGUGGUCAAAAAGGCAGAACUGCUGAGCCGGGAACAGAAAUAUGAAGAAGGGAUCGCUCUCCUCCGGAACGCCCUGGCCAAUCAGAGUGAUUGUGUCUUGCACAGGAUGUUGGGAGAUUUUCUGGUAGCUGUCAAUGAUUACCAAGAAGCAAUGGAUCAGUACAGCAUAGCAUUAAGCCUGGAUCCCAAUGACCAGAAGUCUUUAGAAGGCAUGCAGAAGAUGGAGAAGGAGGAGAGUCCCACAGAUGCCACGGUGGAGUUGGAUGGAGACGACAUGGAGGGCAGUGGAGAGGACGGAGACCUGGAGGGCAGCGACAGUGAAGCAGCGCAGUGGGCGGAUCAGGAGCAGUGGUUUGGUAUGCAGUGACCCCAGGUCAGCCUUCAGCCCUCAGGGUCAUCAGACAGGACAAGGACUGGCACUGCUCCGCAUACCUCACAUGAUCACAGAGGUUAACACCAAGUGACUGAUGACGUUUGAGAUGAUGGCCAGGUUUGCAGUGGAGCUACAGAUGCAGUUUUGUGCAGAAUAACUGGCAUUUUUGACCUGAUAUUAUAUCAUCCCAUUCUGUAUCGGCACUGUGAUACAGUUGACCAGUACAGUCUGACAGGACCAGAAUAUCCUGUCCCAGAGAAUAUCUACAUCAGUGUUUAUAACGUUAUCUCUGAAGCUAUUUUGGCCAUUUCUUCAGCACUUUCUUCUUCCAUCUUUCUAGUAUGUGGCAACCUGAAAUAUACUAAUUACAAAGUGAGUGUCAGUGCAUUAUAUUAAUAUUAAUUUGCUUUGGAUUCUGUUUUAAGGUUGAGUCACUCAGUCUAUGGGAGGACUGUUCCCUGGCAAGAUGUAUAUUGGAAUAUAUAAGAUGAAGCAAGUGGUGUGAUAGGGGACGUUUGUUCAGGCCACACAUGGCAGGUAUCUGUUACAGGAGAGACUGGUAAAGCUGUGUUUAAGUUGUUGUUUUUGCCUCACUGACACAGGUUUGCCACUGAAGAAACAAAGUGUGGAUGUCAAAGUAUUAUGGUAAAAGAUCAUGUAUAUGCCCAGACUAUUUGUCUCUGACAGGAAAACAGGAAGUCUGUGAAAAGGAGACGAUGUACCAUAUUUCUGAUGCUUUUUAAAAUGGUAUCUUCAUUUGAUUCUGUCCCUCUCUGAUGUUUUGUGUCAUGACCGUGCAUAUUUUUGUGUGUGUUGUCCAAGUCUGCCUUUCUGAUGGGAAAAAAUAAUCCCAUGAUUGAGUUAUGAAAUGUUAUUUAAGCAGUUCAGGACUGGAUAGUGUUUUGUACAUAUUUUUUUAAAUACAAUGUAUAAUAAACUUAUUAAACAUUCACUUGAUAUGAAUGGAGCUGUCCAGAAUCUCUUAGUGGUAGACAUUACAUUCAGUAUUGUUUUAAUGACAUCAGGAAACACAAUCAGUAACUUCAAUGUAUGACACUUUUAUUUACCUGAAACCAAAGUUCAUGUGAUACAUUGUACAAUCAUCUCUGAAAAUACAGUACAGCAGUUUGGCAAAAAAUGCCAGCGGAGUGACUGCCCACCAUUCUCACGGUUAAACGUAUGGAUCACUGCAUUGCUGCACGUCCGACAUCCAGAUAUGGCAAAAUCUGCUCCAAACGUGUUGCACGUCUCAGUGCAAAGCAAAAAAAAAAAAAAAAAAAAAAA
Messenger RNA from Monopterus albus (swamp eel), 3106 nucleotides. It is a transcript of the gene anapc7, whose product is annotated as anaphase promoting complex subunit 7. The transcript has 11 exons. The record is from RefSeq and is a predicted model, not a curated record. Bases 119 to 1816 code for a protein of 565 amino acids. Gene Ontology annotation, biological process: cell division; protein ubiquitination; positive regulation of mitotic metaphase/anaphase transition. Gene Ontology annotation, molecular function: protein binding. NCBI's taxonomy places the organism in Eukaryota, Metazoa, Chordata, Actinopteri, Synbranchiformes, Synbranchidae. Gene Ontology annotation, cellular component: anaphase-promoting complex.